Messenger RNA from Temnothorax curvispinosus, 766 nucleotides. RefSeq names its product dynein heavy chain 7, axonemal-like. NCBI's taxonomy places the organism in Eukaryota, Metazoa, Arthropoda, Insecta, Hymenoptera, Formicidae. Gene Ontology annotation, biological process: microtubule-based movement. Gene Ontology annotation, molecular function: dynein light intermediate chain binding; dynein intermediate chain binding; minus-end-directed microtubule motor activity. The transcript is spliced from 3 exons. The coding region runs from base 178 to 747 and encodes 189 amino acids. The record is from RefSeq and is a predicted model, not a curated record. Gene Ontology annotation, cellular component: dynein complex.
GCUCCGCGUUAAGGAAAUCUUCUGAUUUUUUAGGACACCGGCCAGGCGGAAGUGGACGCCGAGAGAUCGCCGGACGAGGUCGUCUACGGCGUCGCGUCCGACAUCCUAUCGAGAUUGCCGCAGGACUACGAUCUCGCGGUCGCCCUUGACAGGUAUCCCACGCUGUACGAGCAGAGCAUGAAUACCGUGCUGGUUCAGGAGAUGGGCAGAUUCAACAGACUCCUGCAGACCAUCCGUAGCAGCCUCGUGAACAUCCAGAAGGCAAUCAAGGGCCUGGUGAUAAUGAGUCCCGACCUCGAAGAGGUCUACUCGUCGAUCAUCAUCGGCAGGAUACCCAAAAUGUGGAUGACGGAUUCUUACCCUUCUCUGAAGCCGCUCGGCAGUUACAUACACGAUUUUCUGAAGAGGCUGAACUUUCUCCAGGCUUGGUAUACGGAAGGACCUCCCACAUCUUUCUGGAUUUCCGGUUUCUACUUCACACAAGCGUUCCUCACCGGUGCCCGUCAGAAUUACGCACGAAAGUAUUCCAUUCCCAUCGAUUUAUUGAUCUACGACUUCGUCCCUCUGAAGGACACUGUUUUCGAAAAGCCGCCGGUCGACGGGGUAUACAUUUACGGGCUAUUUCUCGACGGAGCUCGCUUCAACCUGAGCACAAUGAAGCUCGACGAAUCCUUCCCGAAGAUCCUUUACGAUACCGUGCCUUACGUAAGUGUCAACACAAAACGAAGUUCAAUCUCUUCAAACUAAAUUUGAUGUUUUUCCGAGU